CUACUCCCCAACUCAGACGCACACACAAAAGAAUUUUCUCAAACAAAUCCAACGUAUCCAAACGCCGGCGAUCUCCAAAACUCCUCCACCGACUUCACUACUUCCUUCCCCUUCGAAUUCCGUCUCCAUCUCUUCGCUUCUGCUUCUCUCCCUCUGCUUCCAAUUCACUUCCUGUCUCUUCUUCUUCCUUUGCUCGAUCUUCCCCCUUCUCGCUUUCUCACUCUCACUUCCUGUAUUUCAACUUGUUGACUUCGAUUUCGAUGGCUGAGGGCAAGUCCGAUCUACCGGAGGAUCUCCUUUCGUUGAAGCCGUCCGAUCGGUCUUGGACCGGGAAAGUGGAUUCUUUGGGAGGAAAUGAUGAAAAAAUUGACGAACCCAAAGAUCAAAUGGGAUCAGAGAGCAGCAUCCCGUUGUCUCCUCAGUGGCUUUAUGCUAAACCUUCUGAGACUAAGAUGGAUUCACGUGGACCACCUUUUGUUUCACUUGGAAAUCCCCCUGAUCCCAACCAGAAGGAGGCUGGGCGCUUGGAUGGAUCUCAGGACAAAAAGGAUUGGAGGAGGAUUGUGACUGAGAAUGAAAGUAACCGCCGCUGGCGUGAAGAGGAAAGAGAAACUGGUUUACUCAGUAGGAGAGAUCGUAGGAAAGGAGAACGGCGUAUUGAAAAUGUUUCAAGUAGGGAAACAACUGACGGUAGAGCCAUGUCUUCCUCUGAUCGGUGGCAUGAUGGUAGCAUUCGAAACACUGGCUAUGAAUCACGUCGUGAUAACAAAUGGUCUUCCAGGUGGGGCCCUGAAGAAAAGGAGAAGGAAUCUCAUACUACUGAGAAGAGAACAGACACGGAGAAGGAGAAGGAUGAUAAUCACAAUGAGAAUCAGUCCUUUGUGGGUAGCAACCGACCGACAUCUGACCGUGACCCAGAUUCCUCCCGUGAUAAAUGGAGGCCAAGACAUAGAAUAGAGGUUCAUUCUGGUGGUUCAACUACUUCCCGUGCUGCACCUGGGUUUGGGCUUGAGAGGGGAAAGGUGGAGAGUAACAAUCUGGGAUUUACUGUUGGACGAGGAAGGGGAAGAUCUUCUUCUGCAAGUCCUAUUGGUGCUGCUCACUCUUUGAAAGAUGAAAGUAUCCCUGGGAAGCCAAAAUUUCCUGCUGCAACUUUUUGCUAUCCCAGAGGGAAGUUGCUUGACAUUUAUCGUUGGCAAAAGCUUGAUACUCCAUCUUUUGCUGCCAUUUCUGAUGGGAUGGAUGAAGUACCUCCCAUUACUCAAGUAGGCCUUGUGGAACCAUUGGCAUUUGUUCCCCCUGAUUCUGAGGAGGAGGGGAUCCUUAAUGAUAUAUGGAAAGGAAAGAUCACUGGCAGUGGGGUAGUGUACAACUCAUUUAGACAGGGAAGAACUAGUGGAAAUGUUUCAGAAGCUGGAGACUCGGAAUAUGCAGAGACAAAGCAGGGUAUGCUCAGCCAUAUUCUCACUGGAGAAACUAUUGAUACCUUACAAGAGGCUGCUGUUGAUGAUCCAUACAAAGCUUGCAGUGUUGGCAGCUCAUCAAAUAACGAAAUGUAUCUGAAUUUGGUAGCUGGGAAAGAGGUUACCAUUGUAGAGGAAUUUAAAGUCUCUUCUGCAGCUCUUCAAUCCAACGCUGAGGAUGCUGUUGAGAAUGCUACUUCUUUUGACACCAAAGCAAAAAUUCUAGAUGAAAAAGGUUCUCUAUUUCUCUUGGGCUCUUCUGAUCAAAAUCAUGGUAGCAAUGAGCAGCACCUGGACAGCAACGAGGCAAACAGCUUGGGACUAGCACCUGAGGAGUUGACUUUGUUCUACAUUGAUCCUCGUGGGAAUACUCAGGGACCAUUUCUUGGUGCUGACAUCAUAUCGUGGUUCAAGCAAGGUUUCUUUGGGACAGACUUGCUAGUCCGUCUGGCAGAUUCCCCUGAAGGAACACAUUUUCAAAAAUUAGGAGAGAUCAUGCCACACCUGCAAGUUGAAGAUAAGCAUGCCAACAUUGAUGACCUGAACUAUAUGCUUGAACAAUCUGGUUCAUUGGGAGGAAACUUGGAGGCUAUGCAUACUUCUGGUCCGAUCACAAAAAGCAUUGAAUUGUCCACCGAAAAGCUGUUCCGGGCAUCAUCUAAGUUCAAUGGCCACUCAGCUCAGCAUGUGCAGUCCAAAAUUUCUGAGCCUGAGGUCAAUUUGCAAAUGCAACAGUCUGAGGGUCAAAGCUUUGAAGAGACUGUUGCACAGGAUGAAGAAAUUGUCUUCCCAGGAAGAUCUGGAAAUGUUUAUCCCAUUUCAAAAUCUUCUCAGAGCAUUCAUAGUCCUUUGAUAAAUUCAGGUAGCCAUCCUUCUCUACCAAAUGAGUUGACAGAAAGUAGCACGCCAAAUGAGAAUGACAAUAAGCUGCAUCGUUUUGGUUUGUUAUGGUCUGAACUUGAAGGCACUCAAACAAGGCAUACCCAGUCUUCCAAUGUGCCUUCUGGGGUAGGGAGGUCUGCCCCAUUCAGUACCAUGGUUGAUCCAGUGCUUGCUGGAGAGACUUGGUCUGACAUCUAUGGAAAACAUACUUUUCCUGACUCCAAUAUUUAUCAAGAUGCAUUGGCUGCAGCACACAUGUCACGUGUGGAACGUGAAUCAAACAAUUUUGAUCUAACAGAGCGGCUUUUGUCCCAACAACUUCAACAACAGCAGUUGCACCCACAAAAUAUGUUAUCUCCUCAUGCGCGCUUAAAUGAGUCACUUUUGGAACAUCUUCCAAGUCAAAAUCUAAUUCACCAGCAACAGUUGUCCAACCAGUCCGUACCAGAUUUGGAACAUCUUUUGGCGCUUCAGAUGCAACAGCGGCGACAGCUUCAACUCCAACAGCAGUUCCACAAGGAACAGAAGCUUUUACAGGAGCGGCAGCAGUCUCAAGUUCAACAAGCUUUUCUUGAGCAGCUUUUUGGUGGUCAGAUUCCUGCCCCUGGCCCUGGGCAGUCAUUUGCUGAUCCUAUCAGAUCCAGCAAUGUUCUUGAUCAGGUUCUGUUGGAGCGGCAGCUUUUACAUGAAAUACAACAACAGUCGCAUCAUGCGUCCAGGCAUUUUGUUCCAUCUUUAGAUCAGCUUGUUCAGGCAAAAUUUGGUCAAGCACCACAGGAAGAGCAUCAAAGAGAUCUGUAUGACCUCAUAUCACAUGCUCAACAUGGGCAAUUGCAGUCAUUGGAGCAUAUGCUUCUUCGAAAAGAGCAAUUGCAGAGGCAGUUGUCCAUGGGAUUAAAACAGCAUAAUGAAGAGAGGGAUAUAAAUUCCUUGUGGCCAGCUGAUCAAACAAAUCAAUUUUUGAGGAAAUCUGCUGGUAUUAACCGAGUUCAGCCAUUGGGCUUUAGCCCAUUGGAUCUCUAUCAACAACAACCGAGGCCCUCACAUGAGGAGCAGCUUAGUCACCUUGAACAAAAUCUUUCAAUACAGGAGCUUCGGCAAGGGCUUUAUGAGCAUUCGUUAUCCCCAUUUGAGCGCUCAAUGUCUUUGCCUGCUGGAGCUUCAGCGAUUAACAUGGAUGUAGUGAAUGCCAUGGCUCAUGUCAGAGGUUUAGAUAUAGAUGAGCCAAGCACACAUUUGCGAUCUGCAGGUCAAGUUGGCACAUUUUCUUCUGGCCUUCAUACUCAUAAUCCUCACCAUCUAUUGCCUAAUCAGUAUAAUGCUUCACAAGAAGGCCAAUGGGUAGAGAGCAACGGGCAGAUGGAAAAUGACUGGAUGGAAUCUCGAAUUCAGCAAUUGCAAAUCAAUGCUGAGCGGCAGAAAAGGGAUUUGGGGGUCAAAAUGCCUUCUGAAAAUUCCAGCGCAUGGAUGUCAGACGGGCUGAAUGAUGACAAGUCAAGGCAACUGUUGAUGGAAUUGCUCCAUCAGAAAUCAGGUCAUCAAACUUCUAAGUCCUCAGAAAGGGAUUCAUCUGGAAUCUACUGUGGAUCAGGUUCUUUGGAUCAUCCACUUAGUGUUCUUGCAGAACAAGAAGCAAGUCUAAAUAACUCAAUUCCGGUAGGUUCUUAUGGUUCAAGUUCAUCUGAAGCACAGCAGAUUUAUUUUGCUGAUGAGCCUGCCGGAAGUUUUGAAGGUGACGAAAGAUUGCAAUUUAGGCCUGGAUCUGGAGUUAUGUCAGAGAGAGAGAGGUUCUUGUCGCGCACUAGUGACAAUGCUCAGUCAAUUUAUGGAGAUGCUAACAUGACUGGUAUGCUCUCCAUGAAUAAAGAGUUAUCAGAUGGUGAGUGGAUGAACCAAGAAUCCAAAAGCCAGGGCACGAUGAAGGGGUCAGCAUUUGAGGUACAUGAUGGCAUGAUCAAGCAAGGAGGGCUGACUUUUAUAGGUGAGAGGGACGUUCCAGUUAAUGUUCUUAGCAGGCAUUCUUCACUUGGUGUCACUGGUGGAAAUGCAAGUGCUUACUCCAACCAGAUUGGAUUAAUAAAUUCAUAUGUAGAAGAUGUUGCCAAGGAUCGAGUGCAAGUUCCAGACAAAGCUCAAGACAAUAUGUUGCUAAGACGGCCACCUGUCCAUGCUUCAUCAUCACAUGAAGGAUUGUCGGAGUUAGUUUCUGAUCCAGCUAGCAGGGGAAAGAAUUCUCUAAGUAGUAAUGAUGGAGGGAAACGAGAUCCAGGCGGAAAUAUAGGAAGCCAGGGUUCAGACACCACAGCAAAGAAAGAGGCACGUUUUCGACAUACAUCAUCCUAUGGAGAGGGUGAUGUCUCGGAGGCAUCAUUUAUUGACAUGCUGAAAAGCAAUUCCAAAAAAUCUGCUGUACCAGAGGCCCAUGCAACGACCGGGGCUGAGUCUUCCGAUGGGACUCAAGGAGGACGAAGUGGUAAAAAGAAAGGGAAGAAAGGCAGGCAAAUUGAUCCUGCUCUUCUUGGUUUCAAAGUUACAAGCAAUCGCAUAAUGAUGGGCGAAAUACAGCGUUUAGAGGAUUAAUUCUGUAAUUUUCUGUACGAUAUUUUCGUUGGCGAGUUGUAUAGGCUGCAAGCUUCUUAGUGUAAAGCAUUUUUUUUCUGAUUAAAAUUCAUUCAUUUUUUUUUAAUUCCCCUUUUAGGUUGGCUUAGUGAAAAAUGAUGAUACGGCGUUGGUGGGCGGUGGUAGUAGAAAUGUCCGGUUUAGAAAUUCGAUAGUCAGCCGGGCUGAGCAUAGUGACAGGGUAUAGUUCUGUACAGACUAAUAAAAAUUCAAAAUGUUGAAGCUGGUUUUCUGGCAAGUUUUCGUAUAUUCUCUUGUAUUUUUUUUUUUUUUGACAAUAACAAUGAUUAGUAAGU
Molecule: messenger RNA, 5260 nt
Organism: Rubroshorea leprosula
Lineage: Eukaryota; Viridiplantae; Streptophyta; Magnoliopsida; Malvales; Dipterocarpaceae
Source: the annotation of a GenBank genome assembly